AUGACGUCUACCGAAUCUGAAUGGCUCUCGCAGCUCGCUACUAUGAGGCAGGUCAUCGCCGACUUGAAUCUCCCAAAAAACCUGCCCUAUGAUACCACUAGCUAUGGAAGCGACGUCGAAUUGGAUAUUGAUGAUGAAUAUUCCUCCCCCGGCACAGUGGAUGACGUCUGGGAUAUUAUAAGCUCCGACGACGAGACAGACGACUUGGACGAGUACGAAUACAACCACUUUGCGACUGCGCCUCUCUCGACAGGACUAUACGAUCGGAGCUGGCUAGAGGCGAAAUGUGAGGAUGUCGCCGUGCGAAGCUCCAUGAACGCUUCUGAGCUGUCUCAGCAAAUUAUUGCCACACUGGUUGCCGAAAGUGACGAUGCGGAACUGCAGAUGUCGCUCGCAGAAAUUGUGGGGUUCGACGACCUGGAUUUGGUUAUAGAACUGAUUACACAUCGGGUGGACAUCUUGUCAGAUAAACCACAGAGAGUGGCGGCACAGUCAGACGGAUUAUCAGCUGGAAGACUCUUGACUAAAGCGGAAAGAGAGGAUGCUCUGUGGCAACGUGAUUACGAGCACAAGAAUACUCCAUUGAUGCCAGCGCAGACCCGAACUGAGCCGAUGUAUCCCCAUGUCUAUAAGCUUCAUGCUUCUGGGAACCUUGCGGUUGGUGGUAAGAAAUAUGGGCUUCCAGUAGGAAGUGAAGUGGCCGAAGAACCCAAAUAUACCGAAUAUUCGAUCCCUGCCUCCAGGGUCGGUGCAGCCGCAAAGAACCAGAAGCUGGUUGAGAUCGCGGGACUGGAUGGCCUAUGUCAGGGAACAUUCAAAGGCUACAAAGCUCUUAACCGAAUGCAGAGCUUGCUCUACGACGUAGCGUAUAAGACAAGCGAAAAUAUGUUGAUUUGUGCGCCCACUGGUGCGGGUAAGACCGACGCUGCCAUGCUGACCAUCCUCAACGCGAUCGGAAAGAACACGAGUCCAAACCCAUUGGAAGAGCCCCUUGCAGUGGAGUUCACAGUCGCAGUUGACGACUUCAAGAUUGUUUACGUCGCCCCUAUGAAAGCUCUGGCCGCUGAAGUGACAGAAAAACUCGGCAAACGUCUUGCGUGGCUGGGAAUCAAAGUCCGCGAAUUGACCGGUGAUAUGCAGUUGAGCAAGCGAGAAAUCGUGGAAACUCAGAUCAUUGUCACUACCCCUGAGAAAUGGGAUGUGGUUACCCGCAAGAGUACGGGCGAUACUGAACUCGUCCAAAAGGUUCGACUUCUCAUUAUCGAUGAAGUUCACAUGCUUCACGAUGAGCGUGGUGCUGUCAUUGAGUCUCUGGUUGCCCGAACCCAACGUCAGGUGGAGAGUACACAGUCCUUGAUCCGCAUCGUCGGUCUCUCGGCCACCCUUCCCAACUACGUUGACGUGGCAGACUUCCUCAAGGUAAAUAAGAUGGCUGGUCUUUUCUUCUUUGACUCAUCAUUUCGUCCGGUGCCUCUCGAGCAGCACUUCAUUGGUGUGAAGGGUAAACCUGGCUCCAAGCAAUCUCGCGAGAAUAUUGACGUGGUGGCUUAUGAAAAGGUCCGCGACAUGCUGGAGAGAGGCCAUCAGGUGAUGGUGUUUGUGCAUUCUCGUAAAGAUACCGUCAUGACAGCCCGCAUGUUGAAACAACUGGCAGCUGAGGACGGCUGUGAAGAUUUGUUCAGCUGUCAAGAUCAUGAAGACUACUCGUCAGCCCUGCGAGACAUGAAGCAUGCGCGUGCCCGCGAACUGCGAGAUCUCUUUGCUGGCGGAUUCGGAGCCCAUCAUGCUGGACUGAGUCGCAGUGAUCGUAAUCUCAUGGAACGUAUGUUCUCGGAGGGGUUGAUCAAGGUGCUUUGCUGUACAGCUACCCUCGCCUGGGGAGUGAAUCUUCCCGCUGCUGCGGUCGUCAUCAAGGGUACCCAGCUGUACAACGCGCAGGAGGGUAAAUUUGUCGAUUUGAGUAUUCUUGAUGUGCUGCAGAUCUUUGGUCGUGCGGGUCGUCCUCAAUUUCAGGAUACCGGUAUUGGCUUCAUCUGCACGACCCAUGACAAGCUGCAGCACUAUCUGUCUGCCGUAACCGCACAGCAACCGAUUGAGUCUCGUUUCUCAAAACGACUAGUGGAUAACUUGAAUGCCGAAAUCUCCCUUGGUACUGUAACUUCUGUCCCCGAAGCAGUGCAGUGGCUAGGCUACUCGUAUCUCUUUGUCCGUAUGAAACGUGAACCCAGAAACUACGGUAUCGAGUUUUCUGAGCUUCGGGAUGACCCCAUGCUAGUUCAAAGACGCCGACAACUAAUUAUUCAGGCUGCUCGAACUCUUCAGAAAAGCCAGAUGAUCAUCUUCAAUGAAAAGACCGAAGAUCUCAAGGCCAAGGACGUCGGUCGUAUUGCUAGUCAGUACUACGUCCUGCAAGGCAGUAUCGAGAUUUUUAACGAAAUGAUGCGCCCUCGCGCAGGCGAGGCCGAUGUCCUUAAAAUGAUCAGCAUGAGUGGCGAAUUUGACAAUAUCCAAGCUCGAGAGAGUGAGUCAAAAGAGCUGCAACGGCUACGCGAUGAAGUCGCCCAGACAGAGGUCGAAGGUGGAAAUGACUCGCCGCAUGCUAAAACGAACAUCCUCCUUCAAUCGUAUAUCUCCCGUGCGAAGAUCGAGGACUUUGCAUUGGUAUCGGACACGGGAUAUGUUGCGCAGAACGCGGCCCGUAUCUGCCGCGCCCUGUUUAUGAUUGCGCUGAAUCGCCGCUGGGGCUAUCAAUGCCAAGUGCUUUUGUCUCUAUGCAAGUCGAUUGAAAAGCAGAUUUGGCCCUUUGAUCAUCCCUUCCACCAAUUUGACCUUCCACAGCCAAUCUUGAGGAACUUAGAUGAACGGCUGCCGACAUCUUCCGUAGAAUCAAUGAAGGAGAUGGAGAGUGCUGAAAUCGGCCAACUUGUCCACAAUCACAAGAUGGGCAAGGUCUUGACCAAGCUCUUGGAUAACUUCCCCACUCUUAGCGUCGAAACGGAGAUCGCACCGUUGAACCGGGAUGUUCUUCGCAUUCGGCUUUCAAUCUACCCAGAGUUUACGUGGAAUGACCGCCACCAUGGCGCUUCCGAGUCGUUCUGGGUCUGGGUGGAGAAUUCCGAGACCUCUGAAAUCUACCAUCACGAGUACUUCAUACUGAACCGUAAAAAGUUGUACGAUGAACACGAACUAAAUUUUACUAUCCCACUGUCCGACCCGCUUCCAAGCCAGAUCUAUAUACGAUUAAUCUCCGACCGUUGGCUCGGAGCAGAAACAGUCAGCCCAGUUUCAUUCCAGCAUCUGAUCCGCCCAGAUACCGAGAGCGUGUACACCGAUCUAUUGAAUUUACAGCCUCUGCCGGUCUCUGCGUUGAAAAACCCUAUCCUGGAGGAACUGUACGGCCAGCGCUUCCAGUUCUUCAACCCGAUGCAAACACAAAUCUUUCACUUGUUGUACCACACAGCUGCGAAUGUUCUUCUCGGUUCCCCUACGGGCAGUGGAAAGACUGUGGCUUGUGAACUAGCGAUGUGGUGGGCAUUCCGCGAGAAGCCUGGCUCAAAAGUGGUAUACAUUGCGCCGAUGAAAGCCCUUGUCCGUGAGCGUGUGAAGGAUUGGUCCAAACGCUUCACUCACGCCAUGGGACUGAAGCUGGUUGAGUUGACCGGUGACAACACUCCCGAUACCCGAACGAUUCGAAACGCCGAUAUUAUCAUCACCACGCCUGAGAAGUGGGACGGUAUCUCACGUAGCUGGCAAACCCGAGACUAUGUGCGUAAGGUCAGCCUCGUCAUCAUUGACGAGAUUCAUUUGCUGGGCGGCGAUCGAGGACCUAUUCUUGAGAUCAUUGUCUCGCGAAUGAACUACAUCGCCUCUCAGUCCAAGGGCUCUGUCCGUCUUAUGGGCAUGUCGACUGCCUGUGCCAAUGCCAGCGAUCUCGCUAACUGGCUUGGUGUCAAGGAGGGAUUGUACAAUUUCCGGCACUCUGUUCGUCCGGUUCCUCUCGAGAUUUUCAUUGACGGAUUCCCGGAACAACGGGGCUUCUGUCCUCUGAUGCAGUCUAUGAACCGACCAACCUUCCUGGCAAUCAAAAACCAUUCUCCUGAAAAGCCGGUUAUUGUCUUUGUGGCCUCUCGUCGACAGACUCGUCUCACUGCCAAGGAUCUGAUCAAUUACUGCGGCAUGGAAGACAAUCCUCGCCGAUUUGUCCGCAUGUCGGAGGAUGACUUAGAAGCUAACCUGGCCCGUGUAAAGGACGAUGCUCUGAGAGAGGCUCUCAAUUUUGGCAUCGGUUUGCAUCAUGCUGGUCUGGUAGAGUCUGAUCGACAGCUCGCUGAAGAGCUCUUUGCGAACAAUAAGAUCCAGGUUCUUGUCGCCACCAGCACUCUCGCCUGGGGUGUCAACCUGCCGGCACACUUGGUCGUAGUGAAAGGAACCCAGUUCUUUGAUGCUAAGAUCGAGGGAUACAGGGACAUGGACUUGACGGAUGUCCUCCAGAUGCUGGGUCGUGCUGGACGUCCCCAAUUUGACAAUUCUGGAAUCGCUCGCAUAUUCACCCAGGACUCCAAGAAGGCGUUCUACAAGCAUUUCCUGCACACUGGCUUCCCGGUGGAGUCAACCCUGCACAAAGUCUUGGACAACCACUUGGGCGCCGAAGUAUCUGCCGGAACUAUUGGAACCAAGCAGGAUGCCCUCGAUUACUUAACGUGGACUUUCUUCUUCCGCCGACUGCACAAGAACCCGUCGUACUAUGGUCUUGAGAUCUCAGCUGAGGAGCAAAACACCAUGGCUGCUCAGGCCGUAGCCCAGGACUUUAUGAUUGAGCUCGUGGAUAAAUCUCUCAAUGACCUGGCUGAGUCUUCCUGUAUCCUCGUAGACUCUGCGACCGGCGAGGUUGACUCUACGCCCUUUGGCAAGAUCAUGAGUUACUAUUACCUCUCGCACAAGACGAUCCGAUACUUGGUGUCGCAUGCCAAGCCCGAUCCCACCUUCCAAGACGUCUUGAGCUGGAUGUGCUCUGCUACUGAGUUUGACGAGCUGCCGGUCCGCCACAAUGAGGAUCUGAUCAAUGCUGAACUUGCAUUGAACUUGCCUCUCUCUAUUGAAUGCAUGGGUGAUAUUCCAAUGUGGGACCCUCACGUCAAGGCCUUCUUGCUGCUGCAGGCCUACAUGUCGCGGAUCGACCUCCCAAUCUCUGAUUAUGUGGGUGAUCAGACAUCCGUCCUGGAUCAGGGCAUUCGUAUUAUUCAGGCUUCCAUCGAUGUCAUGGCCGAAAUGGGUUAUGUCCUCGCGUGCCAGAUGUUGAUGACUCUGUUACAGUCCAUCAAAUCCGCCCGCUGGCCAGAGGACCACCCCUUGUCCAUCCUUCCCGGCGUGCAAGUCGAGAAGCCACCACGCGGUCUUCCCUCGACGCUUGUCGCUCUCUCUUCUCAAUCUGUGUCUAGUCUGGCUAAAAACUUGCACCUUCCGGCACAGUUCACCCGCGCCGCAUCUCAAAUCCCCCUUCUUUCCCUCGCUGUUACUGGGGUCACUUCCCGGGGUAUUAAUGUGAACCUCACACGCCGCAAUCCAGCCACAAAUCCUGAGUAUAGGAUCUAUGCUCCGCGCUUCCCUAAGCCGCAGACAGAAGGUUUCUUCCUUGUCGUGAGUAGUGCUAAUCCGGAUGGAAGUGACGGAGAGCUACUUGGUCUGAAACGCGUCUCAUGGCCUCCAGCUUCCAAGCAGGAUGGCUACAAGGGUCGCGGCAAAGGCAAAAGCGAAGGCCCACUCACAGUGCGGUCCUCACUCAAGUUCCCUGGCUUUACCGCGGGCAUCACGAAGGUCAAUGUCAAGGUCAUCAGUGACUCAUACAUGGGCAUGCAAUGGAUGGUAUCAAAUGUGGAGGUGGAAUUAAGUUCUAAUACAGUACAGACAGUAGAAGCAUCAUCUAGCACUCCCCAGAAGGGGGAGUAA
Molecule: messenger RNA, 5946 nt
Organism: Penicillium taxi
Lineage: Eukaryota; Fungi; Ascomycota; Eurotiomycetes; Eurotiales; Aspergillaceae
Product: RNA helicase SLH1
Exons: 1
Coding region: 1-5946 (1981 amino acids)
Molecular function (GO): ATP hydrolysis activity; ATP binding; nucleic acid binding
Source: RefSeq, a predicted model, not a curated record